AACGCGUGCAAUUGGAACCACGUGUUGCAGCCAUUAUUAUCAUUAUUAUUUGUCUGUGAUUUUGUGGUGUGAAAUUGUGAGGGGAAAAAUAAAAAAAGCAGGCUGAACGAUGUCAACGAGGUCGAAACUGUUGUGGGAGUUAGAAAGACGGAAGAGGCAAAACAAGGAAGGAAGACAGUUCAUAGAGGAAGCAAUAAGCGGGGGCAGUCGAGGAAGGCAGAAUGCUGAGAAGAUUGAAGCAAACAGGGUUGCUGCAAUGAGGGCUGAGCUGCAAUUGUUGAGGGAGCAAUUGAAAGGACAACAGUCAGGACAGCCAGAUGAUAAAAAGGAGCCGGAUGGCGAAAGCGACGAAGAGGCGAGGAAUAGCAGCAAGGAGAGCGAGAAGGGUCAAAAAAAAAGGGGUGGAAAGCGUCAAGCCGAACGGGACGCAAUCUACUGGAAGACGGAAUUCAAAAAACUCCAACGGACGAUGCAGGAAUCCGUCACUGCAGGAAACACAAGAGGGGAAGCAGCGAUUCAUCCAGGAGGGAGAGAUGUCUCAAUGAGGCACUUCAGAGGCAGAGGACAAAUGCCAAGUGGCAGGGGAGGAAGAGGGCAAUUCCACUCACAAGGAUUGCAAAGGAGAGGCCAAUUUUACGAUGGUGGCAGGGGCGGGGGAGCGAGAGGACGCGGCCCGAGAGAGGACUAUCAAUUUGAAUUAUCGCAUAUAAUACCACAAGAGCUCCGAAAUUAUCGGAUAUUUCCCGAUAGGUUCGUUGGAACCUAUCGGGAAAUAUCAGAUAAUUUCGAAGUUCAAGUGGUAUUCGGGGGAUUAUUUUUUGCAGAAUGUUUAAUGACCGAUCCAACAAUCGAGAAUCGUUUGCAGGUGAUUGAUAGAUGA
Messenger RNA from Diachasmimorpha longicaudata, 880 nucleotides. RefSeq lists its product as uncharacterized. The record is from RefSeq and is a predicted model, not a curated record. The coding region runs from base 110 to 880 and encodes 256 amino acids. Lineage: Eukaryota; Metazoa; Arthropoda; Insecta; Hymenoptera; Braconidae. The transcript has 7 exons.